AUGAUUGCACAAGCGGCUAUCGGCUUCUCUUUGCUCUUACUCCUGCUUGCCGUCAUUACUGGUGGUUCGAAUCAGAAAUAUCCUAAUGUCCCAACUUUACGAGUGAAAACGAAAGAAGAGGACAUCCAGCUUUAUCUGAAGGAUGUGAUGGAGUUACUACGCGUCGGCUACCAAAAGUACUCAAAACAAGGUCGAAACUAUCUUCUGGACUUGCCUAAAGGCAAGUACUUUGUGGCCUCGCAUCACUAUUUGGACGAAAUCAUGAGGGCUCCGCCAUCUCAUGUCAACGCGCCUGACGCGCAGUCUAUAAUGACACAAACCGCAUAUACCAUCAGUGCCCCGGUCGCCAACGAUCAGUGGCAUAUGAAUGUGCCAGUUCGGAAGAAUCUUAUGUUGGCAUUGACUCCCUCGUUGGAAAUCAUUGUAGCAGAAGCACGUGCUUAUCUGGACGAACAGAUAGGGCAACCAGAGUCAACCAGCGUGCUCGCUUCAGAUUUUGCCUUUGACAUCGUGGUAAGGACUGCAAACCGGGUUCUUUUUGGGAAGCAGCUUGCGCGAGAUCCUCGCUGGAAGCGGGUCUGUGUCGAGUACUCCGAAGUGAUGUUCGCGGGAGCCAACAAGAUCAGAUUUUACCCAAACUUCUUGAAACGCAUAGCGCUUUGGUUCACGAGUGACAUAAGAACGGUCCACAAACUAGCAGAGGAAUGCACCUUCCCAGUCAUUUCUGAGCGACUUGAGAAGGAACAGUCAUUUCGACAACAAGGCCGUGAUGACACCUGGGAACAGACGAAGCCUUCGGACGCCAUUCAGUGGGUCAUCGACGCUGCUCCGCAGUCGGAAAAGACACCUAAUGCGAUCCUGGACCGACUGCUGCAUAUAACCACAGCGACGGUUCACACUACAUCAUUCACCUUCCUGGACAUAUUACAUUGUCUGUCGUUGACGAAAGAAUACACAGAGGAAUUGCGUACUGAGAUUACCGAGGUUUUCCGUGCCGAAGGUGGUUGGUCCAAACAGGGACUGACGCACAUGGCGAAGGUUGAUAGCUACGUGACCGAGGUCACCCGCUGGUGUCCGAUGUCAGGUUUAAAACUGGCUCGCCUAGCGUUGAAAGACUGGACUAUGAAGGAUGGAACUUUGGUACCUAAAGGGACGAUAAUCUUCCUGAACGAAAAAGCCAUUUAUGAUGACGAGGAAAUCUUCGAUUCACCGAAGACCUUCAACCCAUGGCGGAUGUAUCAAAGACGUCAAAAGGAGGGUGAGGCACAAAAGCAUCAGUGGGUGAUGGCGUCCCCGACCCAUCUUCAUUUCGGUUACAGCAAGCACGCAUGCCCGGGACGGUUUUUUGCAUCAAAUGAAAUCAAGGUCCUGAUUGCACUACUCAUAAUGCGUUAUGAUGUCAGCGCUAUAGGCAUUCCAGGAGGACUAGCUCAGGUAGCGCAGGGCUAUUGGGGCGAUAACAACCGAGUGCCCAUAAUGGGCGUUAAGCUGGAGCUCAAAGAUCGAGUUAGCGAUAUUCCCACAGACAUUCGACAACACUUCAUAUGA
Molecule: messenger RNA, 1548 nt
Organism: Rhinocladiella mackenziei CBS 650.93
Lineage: Eukaryota; Fungi; Ascomycota; Eurotiomycetes; Chaetothyriales; Herpotrichiellaceae
Exons: 4
Coding region: 1-1548 (515 amino acids)
Molecular function (GO): monooxygenase activity; heme binding; oxidoreductase activity, acting on paired donors, with incorporation or reduction of molecular oxygen
Source: RefSeq, a predicted model, not a curated record